AUGGUUCAAACAAACGAUGUUGUUAUCGAUAAUUUAGGUGAUAAUGAUAAAGAAAAUUCAAUAUCACAUGAACAACUUAUUCAUUGUAUUGAUCUGGUUAAUACUCCUAACCCGAUCUUAAGCCCCUUUAUAGGUUUAAAAUUCAUAAAAUUUAUUCAAUCGUUAAAUCCUCCAGAAACUAAAACAGUAAUUGAAACAUGGUCUUCUUUUACUAACAGUGAUAUAGUUGAAAAUUUACGUGCAGGAAUUGUUUCCUUGGACAAUCCUGAAAUUCUUUUGAAUGAUGUAAAGCAUCCCAACUUUAAUAUAAAUAGAGCAGAACUGCUAUUUUAUACAUCUGUUUUAAUGCAAGAACGUGAUUCAACCCUUGUUGAUGAAGCUGAAAAAAUGGUUCUUGGUUUAAAGAAAAUUCCUAAUAAUGCUAAUAAUGAAGUAAUUAAGAAAAUUACUGACAAACUUCGUAAAAGUGAAGAUCCGAUUAGAGAACAAGCAAAGAAACUUGGUCUGGAAUUUGCUUCUAUUACUGAAUGUAAUGUAGUUGGAGGUCCCUAUGGUGCUUUAUUUUGGUCUGAGGGAACAGAUCCUUUAAAUUUGGGAGAAUGGUUAACUAAUUUCAGUCUUCAAAGAAUUGAUGCGAGAUCAUUUCUUUUUGGAGAAGUUCACUAUGGAUACUAUACAAGCCUUUUUAAUGAUAAUUCUUAUUCCUCAGUAAAAUCGUUAAAACAAUGUCCAGCUUUAAGAUUAGCUAAAGCAGUACGUGAUAAGGCGGAUGAGAUCUAUAAGCGAACAUCUCAAAAAGUUAAUGUCUGGGUUUCAGGUUAUUCAUUAGGUGGUGCUCUGGCUACAUUAUUUUACGCUAGAUUAUUAGAAUCACCAACUUGUUUAGGUGAUCAUGUUGAUAUCCGUGACGGGAUGAGCUUUGCUUCUCCAGUUCUUGGAAAUAGUGAUUUUGCUGCAGGAUUUCAAUCUCUUAUGAACAAUGAUUCGAAUUCACAUAGAAAUUUUUGGAGAGUUGUCAAUGAUAAUGAUAUUGUUCCUAGAUAUCCUGCUGGUUUUCAUACCCCAAAUUUAGGUCUUUUUCUUUCAAAAAUUAAUCUACUCAAUUAUAUUAAUAUUGGUGAUGAAGUCCGAUUUUAUCAAAGUGGUGCAGAACCUAGAUCUAAACGUCAUCUUUAUGGUCCUGAAGUUCAAAAUUUAUUUAUUAAACAAGGACUUGGUUUUAUAGGUUGGGAUGCUCUUUUUAUUUUUUCUGAUCAUUUUGAUGGUUCUACUAAUCGUUGUAAUCCAAUUAAGAAUCCUUUUGCUAUAAAUUAUAAAGUAACUUCAAAAUUUGAUUACUUUACACCUGGAUUUCUUAGAAAUCAUUUGCCUUUUAGAUACUUUGAAUCUAUGGAAAAAGCUAGAAAAUAUUGGGAAUCAAAGUUACAAAAUAAUAUUAUUGAAAAUCCAGAAAAUUUUAUAAAUAAAAUUGUAUGA
This is a messenger RNA of Scutellospora calospora, 1476 nucleotides long. The record is from the annotation of a GenBank genome assembly. Lineage: Eukaryota; Fungi; Glomeromycota; Glomeromycetes; Diversisporales; Gigasporaceae.